AUGAGAAAAAUAAUUUUUGGCGCCAUUGUAUCAAUCUUUAUUGCAAUAACCCAAUCAAUAUAAGUGAGCAAGAUUCUAAAAAACAGAGCUUAAUCUGCUUGGAAAUAAGAAGCAACUAACAAAUUUAACUGGAAUUAAACUCAAGAAUUAAAGUGGUCUGUGGUGAAUGCAUUUAUUGAUGUCCAAACUUCUCCAGAUGGUGAUGUUUAUGCAAUCUAGAACAUUACUUCAGAAUUUACAAAGCCUAAGUACUUUUUGUAUAUGUACAACACCACAAACAAUGUAUGGAACAUUAUUGACUAGAAAUUCUAGGCAAAGGCCAUUAGAUUCGACAGGCUAGGCACUCCCUACUACCUUAGCCCAGAAAACUGUGUACUAGGGCCUGAAAAAUAAAAUAUCUUUUGCGGUGUAAGUGAUUUUGAGGUGACUGUUGAUAAGAAAAUUAUUGCUCUGCAUGACAACAGUAUUAACAAUACCUUAUAAGUAGAUACUAUAGACAGUAACUAUCAUAAUGUACCAUCAACUAAUUACUAGUAUAAGGCUCUAGGGGGCUACAAGGGUCUUACUCUAUACAAAGACGAACCUAUUUUCCUUGGGAAAGAUAAUAGAGUUAACUAGACUUAUAAUUCCUUGUGCUUGAUAAGUAUAUCAGCUGGUAUCGACGGCUCAUUAUGGGGAUUACUCUGUGAGGAAAAUGUUACUGAUUACCUCAUAGUUAAGUGGCAAACUAUUGAGUAAAAGUGGUAUAUAAUUGAAGGUGCUAAAGGCAAGAGUAUCUCAGCCUUCAAUGAAAUCUCCGUAGCCAUUGUUAACUCUUAAGGAUUACUAAGUCUCUCAUCAUCUAGUGCCACACAAGGAUCAGAUCCAGAAUACAUAACUACUAUAGCAACUUCAAUACCUACUGAGUAUUUACCUAUAACAUCUAUAGUAAGCAAUCAGCCAACUGAUCUUAGCACAACAGCUGCUCCAUCUACUGUUGAAUAAAGUACUGUUGCUCCGACUAGUGUACCUCAUACUCAAGUUUCUACAAAUGAAGUUCCACCAAGCAAUACAUACACUAACGCACCUACAGUAGCCCCAACUUCUGUCCCUACCAAUGGCCCAACUGAAUCUCCAACCUAAACAUCUGUAUCAGCACAACCACAAACUAGUUUAGUUGAACCAACAGUAGUUCCUUCCAAUGCUCCUACAAUAGUAAGUGAAUCAACUUUUAACACUCCUUCAUAGGCCCCAACCGAGGAAUCAACUGUCAUAAAUUCGAAGAUACUGAGUUAAAGUAAAUUAAAUUACUUAUCUACAUUCAAGGAUGGGUAUUUAUUCACAGAUUUCAAAAAAUGCAUUGAGUCCAUUCCAGAAAAUAGACCAUCUUCUUAAUAAAUUAGAAAUGAAUGCGAGGGAAAUGAUAUUUUUUUCAUCAUAAAAAGAUAGAAUACAAAUCAAGCUGUCGGGAAAAUUUUUGCAAUUUACAUCUAGAUAUUUGAGCCUUCUACUGAAAUUUCAGGGAUAUCAUUCCUUGAUGUUACAGGACAUCAAGAGUUCAGUAAUACCAAUUUAAUAUAUGAAUUCUAUGUUGAAAAUGAUGAUUUAAAAAUCAAUGCUGGUAGUAUAGGUUUAGAUAUGACUGUUGAUCUUUCCUGCGGUUAUAAAAUGGAAACAACGAAAAUUGAUAUUUGGGAUAAAGAAAGAAAUAAUUUGGUUUAUCAGAUAUUUAACACUUAACUUUAAGAUGGAUCCAGUUCAUUUUAUGAAGUUGUUACUUGCGAUAUAAUGGAAGCUUACUCUUCAACAAGUUCAAUAAUUUGA
Molecule: messenger RNA, 1803 nt
Organism: Stylonychia lemnae
Lineage: Eukaryota; Ciliophora; Spirotrichea; Sporadotrichida; Oxytrichidae
Source: the annotation of a GenBank genome assembly